AUGUGGAUUAUAUCAUUCUGGGUUUUCCCGGUCGUUUCGGCUUCCAUGUGGCUAGCCAUGUUAAUAGCCAUGAUUGCCGUAUGGGCCAGGGAAGGCGAACCCGUUUACUCAAACAUGAGCGAAGGACAAACUAUAGCAUACAUCUCCGAUGUAGGCGCUGAAGGGCUUAAGCCAUUGUUCAUCACUGGCAGUGUCAUCACAGUUGUAUUCCUCGAUCUUGCCUUUCUUUCAGAGCGAUGGCUUCGACAUGCUGGCCAGCUCCUUCCUAACAAAGGCAUCCUCGACAAAGCCUGCGCCUGCCUGUCCAUCUUCUUCUCAAUCGCUGGUGCACUGGGUCUGAUUCUGCUGUCCUGCUUCGACACACGCCAUUACCCUCGCCUACACGAUGGCUUCCUGAUCAUGUUCAUGGCCGCCUACCUUAUCAGCGCAAUUUUCAUUUGCGCCGAGUACCUCCGCAUUGGAAUCUUCUACCGCGCCCAACACCGCUGCCUUCUAGUCAGCUUCUGGAUCAAGGUCGCCUUCAUUAUAAUCGAGAUUGCCCUAGCCAUUGGAUUUGCAGUCUGCAUGAAGCGCGCCGAGAAGAGGAACGCCAGUGCCAUUCUUGAAUGGGUCAUUGCCUUUGUCUUCACAGGCUAUAUCCUAUCUUUCGUCGUUGAUCUGCUGCCGUCUGUUCGGACCCGGAGACACCUUCCUCAGGGUGAGAAGCGCGGCAUGGAUGAUUACAUUGAACCCCAUCACACUUCUCUUGAACAGCCUCUAACCCACGACUCGACUGGUCCCAAUUUCUACCGGGGUUCUCGCGUUUAA
Messenger RNA from Penicillium taxi, 807 nucleotides. Its product is annotated as Frag1/DRAM/Sfk1 family protein. Lineage: Eukaryota; Fungi; Ascomycota; Eurotiomycetes; Eurotiales; Aspergillaceae. The transcript has 3 exons. The coding region runs from base 1 to 807 and encodes 268 amino acids. Gene Ontology annotation, cellular component: plasma membrane. The record is from RefSeq and is a predicted model, not a curated record.